AGUCGGAAGUUACGGUUGAAGCCCAGGCAGCCAUAAUUGAUAAUGGCAGGAGGCGUUUCCUGUCACCCGUUUGACGUAUACUUUUCCUGCAUUCGGUCCCCUCCGUUGCCCCAGGCAACAGCAGAGCCAUCUGGAAAGGGCUGCACCUAUAUUGUCUCUUGUAGUUCCUUCUGUGGGCAUUUUGAGUCAAGAAGUCAACCGUUCUCAUAACUACAGAUCAGAUUCCUAAAGCUGCAAGAAAAAGAUAACAAUUUUCAGGAGCGAAAGCACUGUACCCAGCAGUUUACAGAUGGCAGAAGUGAAGUCGAUGUUCCGAGAAGUCCUUCCAAAACAAGGGCAGUUGUCUGUGGAAGAUGUAACCACAAUGGUGCUGUGUAAACCCAAGCUUUUACCCUUAAAAUCUCUGACUUUGGAAAGACUGGAGAAAAUGCAGCAAACAGCGCAGGACACAGUUCGCCAACAAGAAAUGGCAGAAAAAGACAACCGGCAAAUAACCCACUAGCCGCUCCCGCUUUAAGGAAUCCCUAACUGUUCAGUGACUAGAACUAUUCUGCAUCUGUAGGCUAAGGAAUCCUAACUGUUCAGUGACUAGAACUAUUUUGCAUCUGUAGGCUAAAAAUGCUUAAACUGGUCAUUCCAAACUUAAAACAGAAAAUUUAGGUGUUUAAACAUUGGUUUGUGUUAAGAGAAAAACUUUGAACCAGGUUUUACGGAAUUUUCAAAGUUUUUAAAUUAUAAAUUUCUCACCUUGUUCAUCGCACCUAUUGUUAGGAGUGUAAGAAAUUAAAUGUGUCUUUGUGGAUGAAGGAUUUCUUUAUGUUUAUUAAACACCUGAAUCUGAAAAUAAACUCUUACUGUGAACAUA
This is a messenger RNA of Rattus rattus (black rat), 865 nucleotides long. RefSeq names its product BBSome interacting protein 1 (gene Bbip1). Gene Ontology annotation, biological process: receptor localization to non-motile cilium; cilium assembly. Lineage: Eukaryota; Metazoa; Chordata; Mammalia; Rodentia; Muridae. The record is from RefSeq and is a predicted model, not a curated record. Bases 290 to 502 code for a protein of 70 amino acids. Gene Ontology annotation, cellular component: BBSome. The transcript has 4 exons.